CACCAAAACGUAGGCGCUUACGUCCGCACGCAUAUCGUUAUAGAAACUAACUCGAUCCCACCUUCACUCUCGCUAUAAAUUGGAUUGAAUCAGCCGUUCAUUUGAUCAAAAUCAGUAGAAGAAACUAAAACAAAUGGCUAGAGUUCCAAGAGUGAAACUGGGUUCACAGGGUUUAGAGGUCUCAGCUCAGGGUUUAGGCUGCAUGAGCAUGUCCGCUUUCUACGGACCUCCCAAACCUGAACCUGACAUGAUCAAUCUCAUCCACCACGCCGUUAACUCCGGUGUUACCUUUCUCGACACCUCCGAUUACUACGGCCCCAAAACCAACGAAAUCCUUCUUGGCAAGGCUUUGAAAGGGGGGAUGAGGGACAAAGUGGAGCUCGCUACCAAAUAUGGGAUCAAACUCAGCGGUUCGUGGGAGGUAAAAGGCGAUCCCGCCUACGUUAGGGCUGCUUGUGAAGCUAGCCUCAAGCGACUUGACGUCGAUUGCAUUGAUCUCUAUUAUCAGCACAGGAUAGACACCCGUGUGCCCAUUGAAAUCACGAUGGGUGAACUAAAGAAGCUGGUGGAAGAAGGAAAAAUUAAAUAUGUCGGAUUAUCCGAGGCAUCAGCAUCGACCAUCAGAAGAGCUCAUAGUGUCCAUCCAAUAACUGCCAUACAACUAGAAUGGUCCUUGUGGUCAAGGGAUGUUGAAGAAGAUAUUAUACCUACUUGCAGAGAACUUGGGAUAGGGAUUGUUGCAUAUAGUCCUCUAGGACGAGGGUUUUUCGCAUCUGGUUCAAAGAUGAUGGAGAAGCUCGAAGAUGGUGACUAUCGUCCGAACUUUCCAAGGUUCCAACCUGAAAAUCUUGAACACAACAAGAUCCUGUAUGAGAGGGUUAGUGAAAUUGCGUCAAAGAAGGGGUGCACAACUUCACAACUAGCAUUGGCCUGGGUUCACCACCAGGGAAAUGAUGUUGUGCCUAUUCCAGGAACCACCAAGAUAGAAAAUCUUGAACAAAAUAUUGGAGCUUUAUCUGUUAAGAUAACGCCAGAAGAGAUGGCUGAACUUGAAUCCACAACUCAUUUAGUAAAGGGGGCUCGAUGUAAUGCCGGUACUCCAACAUAUCUAGACUCUGAAACUCUUCCAUUGCCAUCAUGGAAAUCUUAAUUUAUCAAUGAUAUGAGUCUUUUGUUUAUCCUGUGUUGCUAUACCCAACAUAUCAUAUUCAAUUUCCAGUAACGUGCUUAAGUUUUUAAAACUUGGUUAUACUUUAUCUACAUAUGGUUUCAUGAUGUAUGUAACUCGAAGAAGAUGAAAUAAAAGGUUGUUUUAAGUGGCGAAGUA
This is a messenger RNA of Helianthus annuus (common sunflower), 1327 nucleotides long. RefSeq names its product auxin-induced protein PCNT115. Lineage: Eukaryota; Viridiplantae; Streptophyta; Magnoliopsida; Asterales; Asteraceae. Bases 134 to 1150 code for a protein of 338 amino acids. The record is from RefSeq and is a predicted model, not a curated record. Gene Ontology annotation, cellular component: cytoplasm. The transcript is spliced from 4 exons.